GUCUGCCUGAACCGCCUGAGCCGUCCCCAGUCAUCCGAGUCGAUGGGUCUUUCCGGACGAAAAGAAAAGCAGAGGAUUCCUCACGACCCGAGGAACUUAUCCUGGGCAGACAAUGCUGCCAAGUUCGGCCAGGCGUAUCUGCAAAAGUUCGGAUGGGACACCUCAAAAGGCCUCGGGGCCAACUCGGAUGGCCGGACGUCACAUAUCAAGGUCUCGCAGAAGCUGGACAUGAUGGGUAUCGGCGCGCAGCACCAGAAGGACCCGAACGGGAUUGCUUGGAAGCAGAAUAACGAUUUCGAGCGGUUACUACGGCGGCUGAAUGCGUCUGGUGACGAAGCUGGCGCUUUGGACGACGAGAAUGCAGUUGGGACGAAGGUGGCAGGUUUUGCGAAGGCAGGUAAUGAGCAAGAGACCGAGGAGGUGGGAGAGAAACGGAAGACACGGGACGAGGAUGACGGGCAGGAAAAGCGGAAAAAGAAAAAGAAGAGGCGGGCGGACGACGAGUCAGUGGGGGUGGACAAAGGCUCAGAGGUUGAGGCUAGCGAGAACGAGGGACACAGUGCGGAGAAAAGGGAGGAGAGAAGAAAGCGGGAUAAGGAAGGGAAACGUGAAAAGUCUGGUAAGAAACGCAAGGAGAAGAAAGAGAAGAAGGGAGAGCGUGAAGGAGAGACCGAGGGGGGAACGGCAGACAUGGAUGAGAAGUCGCCUUCGACCAGUGCCUCGUCCUCAAGCACGGCACCAGUCUCGGAGAAGAAGGCUGGUUCAGUCCGGCCUUUGGCCCAUCGCGCCCGUCUCAUACGGCACAAGAGGAUGGCCUAUCAGGACGCCGCCGCAGUCUCCGAAAUCUUGGGUCUGUCACGAUCCGCUUCGAUGACCGCGUCUCAGUCACCUAUGACGCCUGCUGAAGUCGACUCUGUUCUCUCCCCGAAUGUCGAUACCCUGCACCUACUCACGACAUCGUCCAAGAGCGUUAUGGACUACUUUAAGGAAAAGUUGCUCGCUAAAUCUGGGACGCCUACUCCGACCGGUUCUCGCCCUGAUACCCCUCUCAAUGCUGGGAUUGGGAUGGCGAGGAGAGACGAGGACGACGCGGCUCCUCGGAUGGGACUCGGAGGUGCCAAGUCGAUGAUGUCGAUGUUCACUUCGGCAUCCUCGUCUGUCCCUCUUUCGCACGAACCUUCAGGUGACGACCAAGAUUCCGUCCCUCGUUCCCCUGUGACAGACGUGGCGGGCGAUGAGGACCGCGGGUCGUGCGACAAGGCGGAAGCUAAGAAAAGGAAGAAGAAGGAUAAAAAGGAAAAGAAAAACAAGCAGAGGCGAGAGCAUUCUUAGAUGCUUGUGGAAACGGGUUUUAUUUUGUAUAGACCAUACCCUCCCAGCUUGUCGAUUCUGGACCCACCCUGAUGACAGCGCUUCGCCAUACCACGCGGGUCGAGUCUCUCGAAGUUAUGUCUCCUGUCCGUUUUUUGGUCUGAGAUGUGCCCCUCACGAACCGUCGCGAAUCUCACAUUUUCGAGGCAUCUGUCGGUUAUUGCGAAGGCGACCUUCGGUUUGUCGGACAUGGUUAGUGAGCGCCCUGUGGUGCAGAGUGGCAACUUUCCUACACAGAAGGCCUUUGUGGUCUGAGUUCCGGGCGUAAGCUAUCGUGGCUGACCCCUCAUUGUGUUGGUCAAUAUAUGCGAGGCAGCACGACGCUUUCAGUAAUUCCUUGCUGCGUUCAAGCGCUACACUGCUAUAUGACAUUGGGAGUACACACCCUUCCUCUCA
Messenger RNA from Gloeophyllum trabeum ATCC 11539, 1767 nucleotides. RefSeq lists its product as uncharacterized. The record is from RefSeq and is a predicted model, not a curated record. Gene Ontology annotation, molecular function: nucleic acid binding. The transcript is spliced from 4 exons. NCBI's taxonomy places the organism in Eukaryota, Fungi, Basidiomycota, Agaricomycetes, Gloeophyllales, Gloeophyllaceae. The coding region runs from base 43 to 1332 and encodes 429 amino acids.